CUUUCGUCCACUCAAACCCCCGUCUAAUAUAUCGAAACGUUGUUUAUGUAUGAAUCGGUAAAUGUUUUUCACGACUUUUGGGCCAAAACUUGUAAUUUCAGUGCUUUUGAAGACAAUUGUAAGCAAACCGUUGGUUCAGAUCAGAGGACAUCGCCUGAGAUAUCUUGUAAUGACAUCAAUGGAUAAGAUUAUCGAUGAGAUCAACACAAAUCACAUAAAAAUAUUGUCGAAAAUCCGUGAUUUGGAGCAAAAGAUUGCACUCAAAGAGCGGUCCAUUGAAGCGAAAGCAACGAAACACGUGUUGACCGCAGAGGAGAUCAAUGUCGAGAGACAACGACUCACUCACGAGAACAAGAGUCUGACGGCAGAAGUGAACCGAUUGGUGACCACUUUGAAUGAAUUGGAGGCCAAACGAGACCCAAACGCGGUGUUUGUCUGCAAACCGACGCCCAAUGGAGUGUUGAGUGACGCGAAGACCUCUGAGAAGACACCACUCGAUGGCGUCGACAACACAAGAGUGUCACAAAAGACUGAGAAGAAGGAGAAGCCGAAGAAGGAGCCCAAAGUGGGUGCAAACAAGCCCUCAGCCAAUGCCGACGACAAUAAGCCGUUGGAUGUCUCGCGACUAGACUUAAGGGUCGGUCGCAUCCUAUCUGCCAAAAGACAUCCCGACGCCGACAGUCUGUACGUCGAGGACAUCGAUUGUGGCGAAGAGAAGCCGCGGACAGUUGUGUCCGGUUUAGUGAAGUUUGUGCCGUUGGAGGAGAUGAACAACCGAUUAGUUGUGGUCUUAUGUAACCUAAAGCCGGCAAAAAUGCGAGGAAUCACUUCGGAAGCGAUGGUUAUGUGUGCGUCCACUCCAGAAAAGGUGGAAAUACUGUCGCCGCCCGAGGGCUCCGUUCCCGGCGAUCGCGUGGUCUUUGAUAAGUAUCCGGGAACGGCUGAUUCGCAACUGAAUCCAAAGAAGAAGAUUUGGGAACAAAUCGCACCCGACUUGAAGACCGACUCGCAAUGUGUGGCCACUUAUAAGGGCGAGCCGUUUAAAGUAGAGUCCAAAGGCUUAGUGACCGCCAAAACAUUGUCCAACGUUGUCGUCAAAUGA
Molecule: messenger RNA, 1102 nt
Organism: Oppiella nova
Lineage: Eukaryota; Metazoa; Arthropoda; Arachnida; Sarcoptiformes; Oppiidae
Source: the annotation of a GenBank genome assembly